This is a messenger RNA of Triticum turgidum subsp. durum (durum wheat), 1560 nucleotides long. The record is from the annotation of a GenBank genome assembly. Lineage: Eukaryota; Viridiplantae; Streptophyta; Magnoliopsida; Poales; Poaceae.
AUGGAGGAGGGCUGGGACUGUGGCGCUCCAUCACAAUCAGCAGAUCAGAGUUCUGGCGCUCCAUCACAGCCAUUGGAUCAAAGGUUAGAUGGGGGCACAUGCAGAAUGUCAGCGAGUUCCACCCCUGGAAAUGAGACUGUCCCCUCAAGCGCAUCAGCUGAAACACAAAGUUCAGUAUCAGCUCCCGGUGAUAUGGCAAUUGGACUGCAUGAACCACAAGGCAGCAAUGGGAAAACAAGAGGUGGAAAGAGGAAAACCAGAGAGAGGAAUGGAAACAAUGGUGCCCUCACCUCAGAUUCAACAGCUGAAAGAGAGACAUCUGGAUCACCCGUUGAGUUGGCGAUUGUACCACAUGAAUCAGAAGGGAGCAAGGGGAAACCCAGAGGCAGAAAGGGUAAAGAUGUAACCUCUUCAACUCCAUCAAUUGAAAGUGAAACACCUGUAUUGCCUAGUGAGGAUAUGUCAGUUGUUCCUCAUGAUCCAGAAGGUACAGAUGGUCAAACAGAACGUAAAAAGUGUAAAAAGAGAGGCAGGCAUUUUGAUCGGGAAGUUCGAGCGCAUAUUUUACAGCUGGUUAAUAGAGACUUCUGCUGGCGCUGCCAGUUGGGGAGUUAUCUUAGUAAAGCAGAGAAGAUGUCAGAGAUCAUGGUAAAGCAAGAAGAUGACAAACGUGCAGCAAGGCUGCACUCAUUCAGUGGUGAUUCUGUGAUGUCCAAAGGCUCUAAGGCAUCGGCGGAGAAAAUUGACUUGGCAAAAUCUCUUAAAUACAACAGUGCCCACAGUGCCCCCUGGAAGAACAAAGCUUCGAAAUCUGACGAACACAUGCCUAUAGUUUAUCCAGAAGCAAUUCUUUGUGUCGAAAUUUAUGAGUGCAGGCAUGGCUCUGUGAAAAAUCAGGAAUUUCUUGUGUUGGGGAGCCAGCUCCUCACAGAUCUGAAGGACAAUAUUUACUGUUCGACUAAUAAGUUGAUGGAGUUGAACAAGCUACACAAUCAUUCUGGCUAUUUUCUUAUUGAGGACACGUUCUACAAUGACACUAGACAUUAUUCUGCCGUUGAUUACAGUAAGCCUAUACUUGACUGGCUUGACAAUUCCAGUGAUGAGGUGGCGGAGAAGUGGGACGCCAUUAGUUCUGGCGUGUUGAAGAAACGACAAAAGGACUUAUUGAAGGGCUUGCAUAUUUCAAAUGUGCCCGAGUUUAAAUCUGCAAACAUGCAAAGUACCUACUUUUCAGACCUGCACUUCCGGCUUGGUGCCGGGUACCUCUACUGCCACCAGGGGAACUGCAAGCACACGUUUGUGAUUAGAGACAUGAGGCUGAUCCACCCGGAGGACACGCAGAACCAAGCGGAGUACCCUCUCAUGACGUUCCAAAUGCAGAGGCGUUUCCAGAAGUGUUCAGUGUGCCAGAUCUACCUCGCCACGAAGAUGACGGUGGACGAUAAAUGGGCUCCCAAUAAUCCCUGCUAUUUCUGCAAGCAGUGCUACUACCUCCUCCACUACAAGGAGGACGACUCGCUGUUAUACCAUCAUACCGUGUAUGAUUACUUCCAAGAGUAG